Molecule: messenger RNA, 988 nt
Organism: Exaiptasia diaphana
Lineage: Eukaryota; Metazoa; Cnidaria; Anthozoa; Actiniaria; Aiptasiidae
Exons: 1
Coding region: 235-651 (138 amino acids)
Source: RefSeq, a predicted model, not a curated record
GGUUUUCGUGGAACAGUUGUUUCGAGUUCGGUGCAGUAAACAGGGAAAACAGAUUGUGCCGCUCGACUUCUGGUAUCUGUACUCCGUUGAAGUCAAUUGAAAACACUAGUACAUGGUAUUCUAUUCAGGUGGCAACCUGUAGAAAGACUACACGAUAUUGAAAGAAUUGAACUGUCGUUAGUCUGAAAACACAGGACCAGAGGAGCAGAGGAGGUCUGCGUUGCAGUUAUCAAAAUGUCGCUUCUUGACAAGCCUGUAUCUAUGAAUGAGCUAGGAAAAGCUGUUGUAGAAGACAUUGGUGCCGUGUCACAAAGGACGCUGUAUCAAGAGAAAAGCGACCUUAGUGCGGUGUGGGAGAGCAUGUACGAGAAAGGCUUACAAAGAAAGGUCAGUACGCAGUGUUAUUUCAAUCCAGACGAAUUAGAAAUCCCGGACCACCACAAGACUCCUCCGACCCAAACUGAUGGGGCCGAAUUACGAACUGACAAAAAUGAACCGGACAGCAGCAGCGCUCAGGCAAAGAAAGAUUUGGCAAGUGUACAUCUUGAAAGGGCAUUAAACACUAGCAGGGCCAAUUGGCAUAAUCACGGCCGACAUUACAGGAGAAAGCGCACUUUAUCUAAAGAGGAUAGCAAGAUUUUUGAGCAUUGAACUUUAUAUUACAUCAUUGGGAUUUGGAAGAUUUGGGAUUGCUGUAGAAUCUACCGAUUCUCCACAAAAGACUGAAACACAUUGGACCUUUGAAUGAUUGAUUGACUCAUUUGUCAACGAAUCCGAUAUUUGAAAUAAUUAUGUUCACAUUUUACUUUAUACACUGAUCUUAGUCAUACUUUUUGAUUGAUUUAUUUAAAUGUACAUAUCAACUUUGCAGGAUUGGAUUACAAGCUCAGACUUGUUAUUUUCCUCGCUUAUGUAAAUUAGUUGUGCAUUCACGCAGAGGCCAUUGUUUCUGCAUUUAUAGAAUUAAAACCAUUUACAAGACCUUUGA